AUGGACACUUCACUUGGUACAUGCCGCGGUUCUGAUCCCAAGUCCGAGGAUACUCCCAACGUGUCCCGCGAUGAGAAGAAGAACGCUGUCGGUCACGUGGGCGUCUAUGACGCCAACACGGUCGUCGAUGAGGAGGUUACCGAGGAGCAUGCCAAGGGUCUCGGCAUUGAAGCCACUGCGGCUGAACUUGCCGACGCCGAGGAGAAGAUUGCAAACAUGAGCCUCGAGCGCUGUGAAGUCAUCAUGACCGAGAUCCGCCUCAUGUACCAGUACGAUCGAAACUUCCUGUCGCACACGCUCGACAGCAUCAACGAGGUCCUCGAUAACCCCGAGGUUACCUCACCUCCAACCAGGAGAAGGAUGGCGCUCUCAUCUACGCCAUGA
This is a messenger RNA of Cutaneotrichosporon cavernicola, 384 nucleotides long. RefSeq lists its product as uncharacterized. The record is from RefSeq and is a predicted model, not a curated record. The transcript has 3 exons. Bases 1 to 384 code for a protein of 127 amino acids. Lineage: Eukaryota; Fungi; Basidiomycota; Tremellomycetes; Trichosporonales; Trichosporonaceae.